AUGUCUUCUGUCGUUACCCUUAACAAUGGCACCCAAAUGCCUUUGGUCGGUUUGGGUGUCUGGAAAAUCCCACAAGACAUCACUGCCCAAGCAGUGUACGAUGCCAUCAAGAUCGGUUACAGAUUGUUCGAUGGUGCUGAAGAUUAUGGCAAUGAAAAACAAGUUGGCCAAGGGGUCAAGAAGGCCAUUGCCGAUGGGUUAGUUAAGAGAGAAGAAUUGACAAUUGUUUCCAAAUUGUGGAACAACUUCCACCACCCAGAUAAUGUCAAGAAAGCCCUUGCUAGAACCUUAUCCGAUUUAGACUUGGAAUAUAUCGAUGUUUUCUACAUUCAUUUCCCAAUUGCUUUCAAAUUCGUCCCAUUUGAAGAAAAAUACCCACCAGGAUUCUACUGUGGGGACGGCGAUAACUUCCACUACGAAGACGUGCCAAUCAUUGAAACCUGGAGAGCUCUUGAGAAACUUGUCGAUGAAGGGAAAAUCAAAACUUUGGGGAUCUCCAACUUCACCGGUCCAUUGAUUCAAGACUUGCUCCGUGGGGCUAGAAUCAAGCCAAGUCUUUUACAAAUCGAACAUCACGCUUAUCUCCAACAACCAAGAUUGAUUGAGUACGUUCAAUCCGCAGGGAUCAAUGUCGUGGCUUAUUCCACUUUUGGUCCUGCUAGUUUCAUUGAAUUGAACCAUCCAAAGGUUAAGGAGGUCGGAGCGUUAUUUGAAAAUGCUACCGUUGUUGAAGUUGCCAAGAAACAUAAUGUCACCCCUGCCCAAGUGUUGUUGAGAUGGACCACCCAAAGAGGCAUUGCCGUGAUUCCAAAGUCUUCCAAACCAGAAAGAUUGGAAGCCAACUUGAAACAUGAACACUUUGACUUGUCUGAGGAAGAACUUAAACAAAUUGCUUCCUUGGAUAUUGGAUUCAGAUUCAACGACCCAUGGACCUGGAACAAGAUUCCUACUUUUAUUUGA
This is a messenger RNA of Saccharomycopsis crataegensis, 960 nucleotides long. RefSeq names its product trifunctional aldehyde reductase/xylose reductase/glucose 1-dehydrogenase (NADP(+)). The record is from RefSeq and is a predicted model, not a curated record. Gene Ontology annotation, cellular component: cytosol. Bases 1 to 960 code for a protein of 319 amino acids. The transcript has a single exon. NCBI's taxonomy places the organism in Eukaryota, Fungi, Ascomycota, Saccharomycetes, Ascoideales, Saccharomycopsidaceae. Gene Ontology annotation, molecular function: aldose reductase (NADPH) activity.